AUGGAACAAUCGUAUUAUUGGAAUGUUCAACAAGAAAAUCAUCCGAAAAAUCGCCUUUUAAAAUAUGCGAAAGGUUCGAAAAUUUCUCGUCAAACAUUGCAAACACUCUUACGCAUACGAAAAAGAUAUCAUCGAUUACCACCAAUAAUUUAUUCUUUACAAGAUCGAGAAGAAAAUGACGAAGAUAUUGUCCUAGAAUAUGAUAUCUUCGGUCAACAAUGUAAAUUGCCGUUAAAAAAUAACGAUACAAUUUGGCAACCGACGUCAUUCUAUGUUUCUGAUAGCAUCUAUCAACAGAUCAAAAAUGAUCUCUUUACAUCGAAAAUAGAUAACGACUCAACUUUCCUCUGUUUAUUUCCCAUCUAUGCAGAUAUGAAUCGCAAGAAACAGUCAGCUAUGGGUCAACAAGAUGAAGAAAUCUUCCUGCCGUCGACGAUUCCAAGUACACAGUACGAUCUCAUUCAAUUACAAGAACGUUUCGAUGUGAUGUUAUACAAAGAACAAGCGCUAGAAAUCGGUUUAUGUCCUAAGCGUCGACGAAUUUACAACGAUCUAUUCGAUGAAUUGAUACGUACAAUCACACUACAAUGUUCGGAACGUGGCCUUCUACUGUCACGUAUCAAAAACGAAUUCCUGCAAUGGAUGAACACUUACGAAGAGGUCUAUUCCAGCGGUAUGGCGUACGGACUGCGACAAUGUCUAUGCAAAACAGAAGAAAAACAAAAUUAUGGAUAUGCAAUAAAAGAAUUGGAAAGUGAUCUUCGACAGUUACAAGAUGAACUCGAAGUCGAAUCGGUUCGGUUUGAAAAAUUGAGUCAAGCGUUAGUCAAUGAUAAUGAACACGAACGAAGCGAUGAACAACGUUUAUUAAAAAAGAAUGUCAACAUAUUACGAUCAACCAACGAAAUCCUACAACAUGAACUUCAAAACGCUUUAACCAACAUCUUAUCAUCAACAAUAUUCCUAGGUGAACCGAUCAAUUACGAGAAAGAGGAGUGA
Adineta ricciae is the source of this 999-nucleotide messenger RNA. NCBI's taxonomy places the organism in Eukaryota, Metazoa, Rotifera, Eurotatoria, Adinetida, Adinetidae. The record is from the annotation of a GenBank genome assembly.